Molecule: messenger RNA, 1821 nt
Organism: Erigeron canadensis
Lineage: Eukaryota; Viridiplantae; Streptophyta; Magnoliopsida; Asterales; Asteraceae
Product: probable sugar phosphate/phosphate translocator At5g25400
Exons: 1
Coding region: 252-1301 (349 amino acids)
Cellular component (GO): Golgi apparatus; trans-Golgi network; endosome
Molecular function (GO): antiporter activity
Source: RefSeq, a predicted model, not a curated record
GUAACUCCUUACUCCUAUCUUACGGAUUAUUAUCGGUGUCAAAAAGCCAUCUGUGCAUCAGUCAUUACCUACCCCGUAUACAAAACGCAGACACAGACACCACUUUCACAUUAUAAAAUCACACACUUCCCCCAAAUCAAACGUUUUCUACUUCAACCCGUCACAUCUGUUUAAAACCCCUUCCAUCUCUCUCAUUCUCAGAUCCAAAACAAAUUUCACAAAUUUCCAUCCAGAUCCGACCCAUUUUCAGAAUGGGCAAAGGCGGAUCAUUAAGCGAAUCCGUUCUCAAAAAGAUCAUCUUAUCGUACACUUAUGUCGCCAUCUGGAUCUUCCUUAGCUUCACUGUUAUUGUAUACAAUAAAUACAUCUUAGAUCGCAAGAUGUACAACUGGCCAUACCCAAUAUCUCUAACAAUGAUCCACAUGGGUUUUUGUUCUUCUUUGGCGUAUGUUCUUGUUUCUGUUUUUAAGGUUGUUGAACCGGUUCAAAUGACCCGCGAUAUCUACCUUAAAUCUGUUGUCCCCAUUGGCUUGCUAUAUUCUUUAAGUUUAUGGCUAUCUAAUUCUGCUUAUAUAUAUCUGUCUGUAUCUUUUAUACAAAUGCUAAAAGCCUUGAUGCCUGUUGCUGUUUACUCUAUUGGGGUGUUGUUUAAGAAAGAAGGGUUUAAGGGUGAUGUCAUGGGUAAUAUGCUGUCGAUUUCUUUCGGGGUUGCAAUUGCCGCUUAUGGUGAAGCUAAGUUUAAUACUUGGGGGGUCAUGUUACAAUUAGGUGCUGUUUGUUUUGAAGCAACUCGAUUAGUGUUGAUUCAGAUUUUGCUGACUAGUAAAGGGAUCACGUUUAACCCCAUUACUAGUUUGUAUUAUGUUGCCCCUUGUUGUUUUGCGUUUUUGUCUAUUCCUUGGAUGAUUGUUGAGUUUCCUAAGUUGAGGGACACAUCGAGUUUUCAUUUUGAUUAUGUUGUGUUUGGGACUAAUUCAUUGUGUGCAUUUGCGUUGAACCUUGCCGUGUUUUUGCUUGUUGGGAAAACAUCUGCAUUGACUAUGAAUGUUGCGGGUGUUGUCAAGGAUUGGUUGUUGAUUGCGUUUUCGUGGUCUGUGAUUAAGGAUACUGUGACACCGAUUAAUUUGUUGGGGUAUGGGAUUGCUUUCUUGGGUGUUGCUUAUUAUAACCAUGCUAAGUUGCAAGCGCUUAAGGCUAAAGAAGCCGAAAAGAAGGCUGCUCAGGUUGAUGAUGAGAGUGGCAAGUUGUUGGAAGAACGAAGUGGGGAAAAGACCGUGAGAAAGAGUGAAUCUGAUGAGUGAUAUAUGCAAGUUCCUAUUGUUUUAAGGCUGAUUACUACACAAUUGGGGUUUUAAGUAUAUGAGGGUUAGCAAGUCCUACAAUCUUUUUUGAUGUAUUUUAUAGAUGGGAUCUUCUAAAGUUUUUUCAACUUUACUAGUAAUGUUAAAAAUCAUUUUGACUUUUGAAUGGAAAUCAAAAGUCAAAAUUCAAAGAUCAUCUUUGAAUUUCAACCUUUGAUUUUAAUUCAAGUUUACCAAUAAAGUUAUAAAUAACUUCAGGGGAUCCCAAUCCGUAUUUUAUAGUUUAGCUAAAUUUACAUGUGUUAUCUGUCUAUUUAUUUAGAGGUAACUCAUUGAGCCACUAAUAAAAUGUACUUCUUUGUGAUAAAUGGUUAUGGAAUUAAGUCUUGGUCUAUUCGGGCAAAGACAUUCCUUUCUGUUUGUUACAGAGUGAAGGAACUUUGGUGUGCCAGAGUCACCUUAUUCUAUCUUACUUAUUUUACAUUUUGCACUUAUAUGCAGAAAGAUUCAUCUUUUAGUA